AUGGCUCAGAAUGAGCCAAACAAUAGUUAUGGGCCAGGUUUUGUCUCUUUGGAUGAUUUUGAUAAUCAUGUUGUAACGGGAACCACUACUCACAUUGUCUCUUUUUCCCGUGCUUAUUUAAACUUGAGUAUUGUUCUAUCUAGGGAGGCGGAGUGUGAGUCUGGUUUUUUCACUCAGUCUCUCGGGGCAGUAAAUGAGAGAGAUUCUCAUAGUCAUACUAGAGUUUAUGCUUCUUUUCAGAAUGAUCUUGUUGAUCUCGGCCAAAAUGACCCUUUCCAUGACAGAGAAACGAAUAUGGUCGAACAUGAAGGUUUGCUGGAACUGACUAACGGAUACUAG
This is a messenger RNA of Vicia faba (fava bean), 339 nucleotides long. NCBI's taxonomy places the organism in Eukaryota, Viridiplantae, Streptophyta, Magnoliopsida, Fabales, Fabaceae. The record is from the annotation of a GenBank genome assembly.